AUUGUCCAUAUUCUGCUGUAUCGACCAACAGGACGUGGAGGGUUUCAGCCACCCAAACAUUUCUUUCAAAUGGGCCCCGUCGCCUAGCGUUUACUCCCCAGAGCCUCGCCGACUGAGUUGAGAAGGUGCUUAUUUCCAUCAGCACAAACGGUUCUAAAGGGUUUCCAUCUAAGGCACUGUUUACAAGGAUCUGUAGAAUGGCAGCUAUUCCGGCAGGCGGCUCUUUGGUUGCAACCCACGACUACUACCGAAGGCGUAUUGGCUCCACAUCCAGCAACAGCUCCUGCAGCAGUUCAGAGUACAGUGGGGAGGUCAUCCCUCACCAUCCGGGUCUACCCAAGCAAGACUCUGGGCACUGGUGGUCCAGUUUCUUCUUUGGGAAACAGGUUCAGAUGGGUACUCUUGCUGAAGAGAACCAACAGAAGGCUGGUGUGUUGACCAUGACUGAAGGACCAGUCACCUGUGUUGCCAGGGAGAUGGUGAUGAAGAGGCAGGCUAGUGAGAGCAGUGACUCUGGGAAGGCGGAGGUGGGGAGCCCUCCCCCCUCUUGAGCCCAGUGUCCCUGGGGCAACCAACGCUAGGAGACGGAGACGGCUCCUUACUUUCUUUCUUUUUUUUUUUUUAGUAGCACAGGCUGCUUUUAAUGGGGGGGUUUUUUUCUUUCAUUUUUACCUUAAAUUUUUUUAUAUCUAUGAUAAAAUAAAACUAAAAAAAGGAACACGAGAAGUUUUUGUAUGUUUUUACACAUGUGUAAGACUGGUGGAUUUGAUGUUUUGGUUCAAAUAUUUUUCACGUGAUCACCCUGUGUUUUUCAGAUUCAAUAAAAUAGCAUCAAGCAGCCUCAA
Molecule: messenger RNA, 845 nt
Organism: Clupea harengus (Atlantic herring)
Lineage: Eukaryota; Metazoa; Chordata; Actinopteri; Clupeiformes; Clupeidae
Gene: ppdpfb
Product: pancreatic progenitor cell differentiation and proliferation factor b
Biological process (GO): multicellular organism development; cell differentiation
Source: RefSeq, a predicted model, not a curated record